Molecule: messenger RNA, 390 nt
Organism: Knipowitschia caucasica
Lineage: Eukaryota; Metazoa; Chordata; Actinopteri; Gobiiformes; Gobiidae
Source: the annotation of a GenBank genome assembly
AUGCAGACCAGAGAGAAAGAAGGAGAAGACCAGAGGAGACCAGAGAAGAAAGAACUUCUGAGAGCACAAGAGGAGAGAGACCAGAUAGUAGCAGUGAAGUCUGCGCACCUCUCGGCUGGAAUCCUGGACUUCGGUGAAGCGGCGAGAAAGGGCCUCUCCAUUGAGAUCGCCGCAGACCUGGCGCACAGCUACAGAACGCACACUGUGGAGCGCGGGUUCAUUCACAGAUCUGAAUCCAAAUCUUUCCUGCUGCAGCGUUGGACUCAUUAUGCUUCCUCCACCCUGGUUCCCCACAGCCACCCCAAGCGGUCUCCCCUCUCCACCACCAACUCCUCUUCCUUCCUGGACUCGGAGUUUCGCUAUGCCCUCUCCCCUCCCAUCUACGGCUAA